ACGUUGUUGUUAGUGUUGCUAGCAGAGUGGUAGUGCAGCUUCCUACAUAGGGUCUUCAUAAAAAAAUAACCAUGGCGGCCACUGAAAUAGCUAGGCAAGCGGGAGAAGGUGCUCGUGCCGUCCCUCUAGCCGGCCAUGUCGGCUUUGAUAGCAUGCCCGACCAGCUGGUCAACAAGUCUGUCAACCACGGCUUCUGCUUCAACAUCCUCUGUGUCGGGGAAACGGGCCUGGGCAAGUCCACUCUUAUGGACACCCUGUUCAACACCAAGUUCGAGGGCGAGCCCACCCAGCACAACCAGCCGGGCGUGCAGCUCAAGUCCAACACAUACGAGCUCCAAGAGAGCAACGUGCGCCUCAAGCUGACCGUGGUCAACACUGUGGGCUUUGGAGACCAGAUCAACAAAGAGGACAGCUACAAGUCCAUUGUUGAGUUUAUCGACACCCAGUUCGAGGCCUAUCUGCAGGAGGAGCUGAAAAUCAAGCGCACGCUACACAGCUACCACGACACGCGCAUCCACGCCUGCCUGUACUUCAUUGCGCCCACCGGACACUCCCUCAAGUCCCUGGACCUGGUAACUAUGAAGAAACUGGACAGCAAGGUCAACAUCAUCCCCAUCAUUGCCAAGUCAGAUGCCAUCUCCAAGAGCGAGCUGACCAAGUUCAAGAUCAAGAUCACCAGUGAGCUGGUCAGCAACGGCGUUCAGAUCUACCAGUUCCCCACCGACGACGAGACGGUGGCAGAGAUCAACUCCACCAUGAACGGCCAUUUGCCGUUCGCCGUUGUGGGAAGCACGGAGGAAGUAAAGAUCGGCAACAAGAUGGUGAAAGCACGGCAGUACCCCUGGGGAACAGUGCAGGUGGAGAAUGAGAACCACUGUGACUUUGUGAAGCUGCGGGAGAUGCUGAUCCGGGUAAACAUGGAGGACCUGCGGGAGCAGACACACACGCGCCACUAUGAGCUCUACCGCCGCUGCAAGCUGGAGGAGAUGGGAUUCAAGGACACGGACCCCGACUGCAAACCCUUCAGUCUGCAGGAGACGUACGAGGCCAAGAGGAACGAGUUCAUGGGUGACCUGCAGAAGAAGGAGGAGGAGAUGAGGCAGAUGUUCGUCCAGAGAGUCAAGGAGAAGGAAGCUGAACUGAAGGAGGCCGAGAAAGAGCUGCACGAGAAGUUUGACCGGCUCAAGAAGCUGCACCAGGAUGAGAAGAAGAAGCUGGAGGACAAGAAGAAAUCCCUGGAUGACGAGCUCAAUGGCUUCAAGCAGAAAAAGACGGCUGCCGAGCUCCUACAGUCCCAGGCCCAGCAGGCAGGGGGCUCCACCACACUCAAGAGGGACAAGGAGAGGAAAAAUUAACUCCUCCCCCCCACUUGCUGCAUGCUGCAUGAAACAUCUUGUCCUGUUCAGGAUUCCUGUAGAAAAGUGCUUCCUCCCUCAGCCAGCUGUGAAUGAGUUUUCACCCCAUCCUUGGCAGUGCCAUGCUGUUCUCUGUCCCCCCCCCCCCCCCAUUCCAACCGCCGCACAUGUCCCUGCUCUGAGGAAGAAUCCAGGCAUUACUGUGAAUGGGAAUCCUUGACUCGAAUGCAUGCUUCUUUUAUACGUUCUUUCACAAGUCAUAAUUCUGCGUUUGCCUGUUUUUUAAAAAAAAAAAAUUAUGUUGGAAGGUAGACCUUCUCUUUUUGUUUGUUAGCCUGUUUCCGCACGACUGAGUGUGCUUUUAACUUUAACAUGCGCAACUACUGUUUUGACCGGCAGGAGUUUGUGGAGGCUAAGGUGAAACGCACAUCCGCUAUGGUCUGACCAAGCGAGUGGUGUGUGUGUGUGGCAUGUAGUCUGUGCUCAUUGCAUAUACUUGGCAAGGGCAGCAUAUUCACGUCCAUGUUUCAUACUACCACUAUUCUACUCACUCCACUAAACCACUCCAGUAGUUUGAGAUAAUGAAGAUGUACACUGAUAUCGUAUUGGCAUACAAUGCAUAAUUAUUGAAAAUGAAGACACAAUCGUAGUACGUUUCUAAAUGAAGGCAUGUUGUCCACCGCCCAUCAAGAGUAGCCUGGUCCCAGAUCUGUUUGUACUUUUGCCUACUCCAAACAUUGCAUGACUAUCAGUUACAGGAAGUUGGAAUGAUAGCCUCGGCGCCAGUUUGUUUGCGCUAUCAAGACAAUGAGUGUUAAUAGUGAACUGCUGAUGUUAUUUCAUCUUAGCCUGGUGCAUGUGAAGACAUUCAUGCUUUCUCGCCAUCUCUUUGCCAUACCUCAUUGUUUUUAAUAUACUUUGUUAUCUGCAUACUUGUUAGCUUUUGACAUUUUACACAAAUAUGAUUUUGUGUAUUUCUAUUGCAAUUGGGACUUUUUUAUGUAUAUUUUUUAUAUAUAUAAAAGCAAAUUUUAAUCCAUUUAAACAAAAAACAAUCAUGUAGGGAUCAGUAUUACACUUGUAUCAGUGUUACACAAAAAUACUUAAUAUCCAAAGGAAAUAAAGCGUGAAUUUCACCAAAUAUUUCAAUUGUGGCCACGAUUAUUGUGUAUGAAAUGUAUAAUCAAUCAGUAUUUUAAACAUAACAGUGUGUGAGUGGGUUCUACAAAUGUGAGGAUAUAAGGGUUUCACAUAGAUUCUGAUUACAGUUGGAAACACUUGGUUUGGUCUAGAUAUUUAACUCCUUCAAGGGCUUUGAGAUAUCCCGCCAUUGUUAUUGUCAAAACGACUCUCCUUACAGAGCAAAAUUGUCUGCAAACCUGAAUUCAUAGGGCUGGAUCCUAACUUGGACUUUCUUAUUAAUCAUGCCUUGAAGUCAGUAGAACACUUGCAUGAGCAUUUAAGUUGGGUGCAUAAAUGUCAUGUUAGUAUUCAGCCUGCACUGCUUUUGUCUGAACAAACUGAGCCAGUAGUCAUUCUCCAUUCCUCCUAGAGAAACAGGAUUGGAACACUCCAUUGUUUGGCAGAUGAGUGUGAGCGCCAAUGAGAUUGUUGGUUUUUAAUUUCAACUCCACUUCCUUCUCAUCUAUAUCUUGAGGACAGGGUGUUGUUUAUCAGGAAAAUAUUUCUAAGAACCCCCACACCACCCUCCAAAAAUAUGUCUGUGUCCUUGCUCAAUAUAACCCACAUGCCUUUGUACGGUGACACAGGUCAGACAGUUGGUCUGAUGAGUCAAAUGUCCACAGAUGUAGUUAUUUUGUUUUCGUCUAAAUGUAUCGAAAUGAGUCGCUUACGUACUUACACAUUCUUGUACAGUGGUGUAGUAGGUGUGGUUUACAACUUCUCACAAUCCCUUCUCAAAUUGCUCUUUGUCUCAAUGUCUCUGGGGGAACUGUUGUCCUAAGCUCUAUGGGUUGGCAGGGUGUGCCUUGGUGUGUGGUCAUUCAUACAUACUGUGCUUUAGUUCCUCUGCUCACUGCUCUGUGUGUAUUUACCUUUCCUUUGCAGUAAACCCUGGCUCUGCACUGAGUAGGUGCUUCCACCCUCAAGCUUUGCUAAGGGACCAGGCUUUGUGGGUAGCGGGUACCCCAAGGCUGAGGAGAGGCAUUGUGAACCCACCCUUCUGGGUUAAAAAAAAACAUUCAUCUGCUUUAUGUAUUAACAAAAGGAUACCCCGAUCUGUAUUUCAUUGCUGCUCUAUAUGCUGACUCUGUGGCUAAAUCUGUCUUUUCCGUAUGGUUAUACUUUUUUGUCAUGUCGUGUUUUUGCUGUGCUGACUGACUAAUAUCACCAUUUGCUUUUUGCUUCUGUAGGGAUAGAUAUUUUCUGGACUGUUUUUGUUGUGCACUUCUUGGUAGUUUUCCCAUCAUUAUUAGGUUUAAGAUUGUCUGUUUUGAUGUAUUAACUGACACUGAAUACUUUUUUUUAAUUUACAGAGGACAUAAUAUCUGCUGCAAGCAGUUCUCACAAGCAAUUUAUUCAAUGUUUUAAAUCCGUAUUAUGCUCAAAUUGAAUUGGUCAGCUCAAGUACUGUAGUAUUUUAUUAUGAGUAGUUAUUUUUUAGCUUACCACACAGACAUUGCAUUUGUAACAGAGUUAGUGUCAUUUGAAGUACAGUAGCAACUAUACAUGCGUUAGGAAAACCCAAAUACGUACGGUCUUCCCUCCCCAAAAUGUCAGUAAUCCUUCUGGUAGGCACUGUUGCUCUCCCUGACUGCUUGGGCAUCUCUUGUAACCUUGCAUUUGUCUCCUUUCUCUCUAGCUUCUUUUAAUCUGUCUUGGCCACCUGUCUGAAGAGGGGAUUGCAGCUUCAACAAGAACUAAGCACCCAUUUCCUCUUCCUGUCUUUUCUCACUGCAUCAACCUUUUUUUAACCUCCAUCUCAUCUGCUUUGUUGAACAUGGCCGUAUGUGGACUUCACAUGGUAUUUUUUGGAUAGUUUACAUUUUGCCACCUAAUCAAGGUACACUUUGGCAAGUGGGAGUCCUUCACUGAUAAUAUUUUGCAGAUCUGUCUUGGUGUAUGAAUGAACAAAGCUUUGUUCAGGUGCUCAGGUAGGAUUCUAAACAGUUGUUCAAGAGAAAAACAUCAAACCAAUAGUUUCAUCAUACCAUUUCUGGCAGAGCCAAGGCUCUGGAUUAAUUUAUAUUUUGCAUAAAACUAUCAGAACUUAAUUGACAGUACAUUUUAAGAAAGUCUUUAUGUAAUAACGUUCAAUCAUAUAUUCAGUCCAUUUUGAGAAGGACUCCGUUUUGAAAUAACCAUUACAAAUAGCCUAUUAUUAAUGUGCUCAUAGUUCAAAGGGGGGGGGUUAUGCUUUUUAUUUAUUUAACUAGGCAAGUCAGUUAAGAACAAAUUCUUAUUUACAAUGACGGCCUACCCCGGCCAUAGCCUAACCCGGACGACGCUGGGCCAAUUGUGCGCCGCCCUAUGGGACUCCCAAUCACGGCCAAUUGUGAUACAGCCUGGAAUUGAACCAGGGUCUGUAGUGACACCUCUAGCACUGAGAUGCAGUGCCUUAGACUGCUGCACCACUCGGGAGCCCCUAUGAAUACAAAUAGCACAACCCAGAUCUCAAUAAAGCACUGAUAAAUCCGCCAUAUUUAUUUGGUGAUUGAUAGUGCGACGUCUUACACUGCGUGUGAGUAGUAGAAACUUUUGUCAAUACGGAUUUAAAAACCAUAGGACAAUUGCGAUCCAAAUAAAUACAGUAUUCUUUGUUCACUGCAUAGGUUGUUUCAUUGGAACUCAGAAGAGCCAAAGACAUGUUCAUGUCAAGCACUUAUUUAGUGAAAACACCUUUUCCGUACUGAAAUGCCAUGUAGGUCGCAUUUAAUGCCCUUUACGCAUUGUGCUUGAACUACCAUCAGUCUAUUCUGUAUUUUGCAUGUCUUUUUCUUUCAUCACCUCUGUGAUCUUGACCUUUUGCUCCCCAUUGUAGUUUUCUCCCCUAACAGUUUUGCACUCUUUCACAUUUGAUGCUCUAUUGUUUGGACCAGUUUUAUCUUGUGUAUUACUAGUUGUUAUGUGCAGUUAUACCCCUCUCCACAAUUUCUGGCACCCAUAUUGCCAAAUAUUACAAUGAGAUGGAGUUGAAUCCUAGAUACAGAUAGAUACUCAUGCAUUUGUAUAAUUUAUAAGGAUAUAUUUUGUGUAUGGAAGUGGAGACCUGUUUUAUGAAAUAUGAUCUUUGGACGUGACUCUUCUCUCUGUGUAAAGUUACAUUUUGUUGUAAGAAAUUGCCAUACAUUUUUCUAGCAUCUGCCAUAAUCACCCCUCCUAGUCAAUUACCUGUCCACACCACAAAUUAAUGAUAAAAUAUGUGAUUGUAGUUUGAUUCCAUUUAUGUAAAUUUUCAAUAAAAUAAUGAUGAAAAAGUG
Messenger RNA from Oncorhynchus nerka (sockeye salmon), 5794 nucleotides. RefSeq names its product septin-6. Lineage: Eukaryota; Metazoa; Chordata; Actinopteri; Salmoniformes; Salmonidae. Gene Ontology annotation, cellular component: septin complex; septin ring; cell division site. Gene Ontology annotation, biological process: cilium assembly; intracellular protein localization; cytoskeleton-dependent cytokinesis. The transcript has 11 exons. Gene Ontology annotation, molecular function: GTP binding; molecular adaptor activity; GTPase activity. The coding region runs from base 72 to 1355 and encodes 427 amino acids. The record is from RefSeq and is a predicted model, not a curated record.